This is a messenger RNA of Choloepus didactylus (southern two-toed sloth), 1663 nucleotides long. Its product is annotated as translation initiation factor IF-2-like. The transcript has 4 exons. Lineage: Eukaryota; Metazoa; Chordata; Mammalia; Pilosa; Megalonychidae. Bases 1 to 963 code for a protein of 320 amino acids. The record is from RefSeq and is a predicted model, not a curated record.
AUGAAAAGGACCUGGAGAGAGAAGGAAACUGGGCAACAUGAAGAGACUAAAGAGGCAAAGAGGACCUGCACUUUAGGGUCUCAGCCCCAGCAGAUCCACAUCCAGCUGUUCUUAGGAUUUCUCAAAACAAAGACGCCAGAAGCCUUGUCUACGCGAGAAAUACAAGAAGAUCACGAACUCACCCAGGUGGACAGACUCCCGGCGACCGAGCGCGCGGGAAGAGACCUGUCGCGCCCCCUCCUCCCUGCCCGCGGAGGGAAGGGAGACCCAGGACCGUCAGAACUGGGGUUGAAAGAGGCUUCUCGCCGCUCCCCUCUGGAGACCACCGUCCGCGUCACCGUCGCCAGUGCUUUCUGCACGGAAGAAGAAAAAAUAGACGGAGGACGCGCGAGCGCGCAAGGGAGCGAGGCACAGGGUGCGCGCGUGCCGUGCGUGAGCGCGCCCGCGCGCCCGGGAACGAGCCCCGGGCUCCCAAAGAGCAGAAGUUACAGCGAGGCCCCGGGUGGCCUCUUGGGCCGAUACUCGGCAGGCAGAGCUUGGGGACAGCCUUUCUGCCGGCUCCUCCUGCCGCGGCCGGAGUCCAUGCCUCGCCAGCGCCCCGGGCGCGCUCCGCGCGGGAAGCGCCACUCCCGGGACCUGGGGGCUUCGGGCGGCCGCCGCGACAGCAGUCGGGUGACCGCCCGCGGCCCCGAGAGCGCAGCUCCCCGCCCCCGUCUCCGCCUCCCUGACCCGCCCUCACCUCUCCGCAGGCGGCGCUCCGGCUCCCGCAGCCGGCGGAGCGAGAGCAGUGUAGAUUCCCAGCAGAGAGGGCGGCAGCCUCGGAGGGGCGCGGAUGCAGAGCGAGGCAGGGGGGAGUGUCGGCCUCCCAGCCCCUUCCUCAGGGAACGCUCGCCUGAACGUACAGGGGGGUGGAGGGGGAGGCUUGGCCUCUCCCGCACCCGACCGGCCCCGGAAUGGGGGUGACCUUCCCGCCUCCACCCUGCGCUCUUCUCGUCUGUCUCUCCCGGCGUGGCCCGACCUACGUGGGAGAGAACGCCAAGGCGGUUUAUUUGUGAACUCUCUAGAUCUCACCUGUACCUCUGGAGGCAGUAGAUGGCAGGCCAUGCUUCUCUGAGUACCCACCUGCUCAGUGCCUCCUUCUGAGUAAAGAAGCAGGGACUGGAUCUUUAUCUACAGGUUGCCAUGCGUCCGUUCAAUCUGUGACUGAUUCCUCAAGGACUGAUGCCCACCAAAGGAGCCGUCCGGUUUGCCCUGAAGCCUGCUGGGAGAACUCUGCCAAAUAGGAACGUGCUGUAAUGGAUAGAGAUAAGAUUUCAUCAGAUCUUUUGCCUCUUGUCUCACAGAGGCGGGACCUGGAUUUGAACUCAGGCUGUGUGUGCUCUAGACUUCAUGUUCUUAACUACUCUGUUUAAGAUCAGUGGCUUAACAUAGGCUUUCUUCUGCCUCAGGAGAAGCAAAGACAAUUAAACUGAGCCACGUGUAUGAUCAAUUCACAUGGCAGGAAGGAAUGGAUACCUCGAUGACUCAGGAGCUAACCCUAUUGUACCACCAGGAGCUGCUGGGUUUCUUCAUUGACCUUCUAGGACCUUCUGAGUUUCUUGUGGCUCUGGAGACCACUGCUUGUUCUCCCUUUCUUCCUUGCGUAGUUUUAUAAUAAAGUAAU